This is a messenger RNA of Zygotorulaspora mrakii, 3084 nucleotides long. RefSeq names its product chromatin-remodeling protein SPT16 (gene SPT16). Gene Ontology annotation, cellular component: FACT complex. NCBI's taxonomy places the organism in Eukaryota, Fungi, Ascomycota, Saccharomycetes, Saccharomycetales, Saccharomycetaceae. Gene Ontology annotation, molecular function: nucleosome binding. Bases 1 to 3084 code for a protein of 1027 amino acids. The record is from RefSeq and is a predicted model, not a curated record. Gene Ontology annotation, biological process: transcription elongation by RNA polymerase II; positive regulation of transcription elongation by RNA polymerase II. The transcript has a single exon.
AUGGAGGAAUUGAAUAUAGAUUUUGAUCUAUUCAAGAAGAGAAUCUUGUCCCUUCAUUCUCAGUAUAAAAGUUUUGAAAAUUCGCCAAACUCUUUGCUGUUUGUUUUUGGAUCUUCGAAUGAAGAGAAUCCCUACCAAAAGACAACUAUAUUACACAAUUGGUUGUUGAGUUACGAAUUUCGAGCCACGUUAAUUGCGUUUCUGCCACAGAAGAUUGUAAUUAUUACAAGUGCAGCAAAGGGAAAACAUCUACAAAAAGCUCUCGAUCUUUUCAAAGAUGAGAAAAUUAAACUAGAAAUCCGGGAAAGAAAUAGUAAGGACGCUGAGCAUAACGCCAAAUUGUUCAUUGAUGUUAUCGAAGAGAUUAAAAUUGCGGGCAAGAAUGUAGGAACACCAGAGAAAAACUUCUACCAAGGUAAAUUCAUGACUGAGUGGGCCCCGUUAUGGGAAAAAGCCGUGAAAGACAACGAAUUCAAUAUAUUUGAUAUUUCGCUAGGCUUGUCUAAAGUUUGGGAAGUAAAGGAUGAGAUCGAGCAAAGUUUUAUAGCUGUGGCCAGCCGAGCAUCUGAUAAGUUCAUGGAUGUCCUCGCUGAUGAAAUGGUAAAUGCCGUGGAUGAAGAGCUAAAAAUCACAAAUGCACAGCUCUCCGAUAAGAUAGAAAAUAAAAUCGAUGAUAUGAAAUUUCUGAAGAAGAUCACGGCAGAUUUGAAGGGACUAUGCCCCGAUACACAUAAAUUCAACAUAGAUCUUUUGGAUUGGACAUAUUCACCAAUCGUUCAAUCAGGUGCCAAGUUCGAUUUAAAAGUUUCUGCACGUUCUAAUACUGAUCAAUUACAUGGCAGUGGCAGCAUUUUGGCUUCCUGUGGUAUUCGUUACAAUAAUUACUGUUCUAAUGUAACAAGAACUUUUCUGAUCGAUCCAUCUGAAGAAAUGGUCAACAAUUAUGACUUUUUGCUAGAGCUACAGAAAGAAAUUGUUACCAACCAAUUGAAAGUCGGUCGUGUAGUAAAAGAUGUCUAUAACUCGGUGGUUGAAUUUGUCCAAAAGUUAAGGCCCGAUUUGGCUAGUAAUUUAACAAAGAACAUUGGCUCGAUAAUUGGUUUAGAAUUUAGAGAUUCUACCUUCAUUUUAAACACCAAGAAUGAGACUCGGACAAUUAGGGCCGGUGAUUGUUUUAAUAUCACAUUCGGUUUCAACAAUCUGAAGGACUCUAAGACCGGUCAAAGUUAUGCCUUGCAACAAGCAGAUACUGUAUUGUUAGGUGUGGCGGGCGAAGAAUCACCCAAAUUUUUCACCGAAUGUGCCAAGUCUAAGGCGCAAAUCUCCUUUUACUUCAAUAAUGAGGACGAAGAAAAUGACAAAAAACCGUCGAAGAAACCCGUAAAACCAGAGCCAAAUUCUAAAAUUUUAAAAACUAAGCUUCGUGGUGAUGCUCGAAGUGACUCAAUGGAGACGCAGAAAGAGCAGAUAAGAAAGGAAAAUCAGAGGAAACUUCACGAAAAACUGCAGAAAGACGGUCUUGUGAGAUUUAGUGCCGCUGAUGCUACUGGUGCAGGUACUGAGCCGCGUCAAUACUUUAAAAAGUACGAAUCCUAUGUUAGAGAUUCACAGAUUCCAUCUAAUGUAAAAGAUCUGAGAAUACACGUUGAUUGGAAAAGCCAAACUAUUAUCUUACCCAUUUAUGGUAGACCGGUUCCAUUUCAUAUCAAUUCUUACAAGAAUGGUUCCAAAAAUGAGGAAGGAGAGUACACGUAUUUACGUCUAAAUUUUCAUUCCCCAGGUUCAGGAGGCAUCUCAAAAAAAGUUGAAGAAUUGCCGUACGAGGAUUCGCCAGACAAUCAAUUUUUCCGCUCAAUCACCUUGAGGUCGAAGGAAGCAGACCGCAUUGGCGAUGCAUUCAAGCAGAUUACUGAUUUAAAGAAAGAAUCAACCAAACGUGAGCAAGAACGCAAGGUACUUGCGGACGUCGUUCAGCAAGAUAAAUUAAUUGAGAAUAGGUCUGGUCGAACCAAAAGACUCGAUCAAAUUUUUGUCAGACCAAGUCCGGAUAGCAAACGUGUACCCAGUACGGUUUUUAUUCAUGAGAAUGGUAUCAGAUAUCAGUCUCCAUUAAGAACAGAUAGCAGAAUAGAUAUCCUUUUCUCAAACAUAAAGAACAUCUUUUUCCAAUCUUGUAAGGGAGAAUUGAUUGUUAUCAUCCACAUACAUCUGAAGAAUCCUAUUCUUAUGGGUAAAAAAAAGAUACAGGAUGUCCAGUUUUAUCGUGAAGCCUCUGAUGUGACAGUGGAUGAAACUGGAACUGGCAGAAAAUCUCAAAUGAAGUUCAGAAGAUAUGGUGAUGAAGAUGAACUAGAACAAGAACAAGAAGAGAGGAGAAAACGUGCAGCAUUAGACAAAGAGUUUAAAUAUUUUGCAGAUGCAAUUGCAGAAGCGUCCCAUGGUCUAUUGACUGUUGAAAGCACUUUCAGAGAUCUGGGAUUUCAAGGUGUGCCAAGUAGGUCUGCUGUUUUCUGUAUGCCGACAACAGAUUGUUUGGUGCAGUUAGUGGAGCCUCCUUUUUUGGUUAUAAAUCUAGAAGAAAUUGAAAUUUGUAUUUUAGAAAGAGUUCAAUUUGGGCUGAAGAAUUUUGAUAUGGUCUUUGUAUACAAGGAUUUCAACAAGCCAGUGACGCAUGUCAAUACCGUUCCAAUCGAAUCGUUAGAUUUUCUAAAACAGUGGCUGACCGAUAUGGAUAUUCCAUAUACAGUUUCUUCCAUCAAUUUGAACUGGAGUACUAUAAUGAAAUCGUUGCAAGAAGAUCCCCAUCAAUUCUUUCUCGACGGUGGGUGGAGUUUCUUGGCUAUGGGCUCUGAUGAUGAAGCAUCGGACGAGAGUGAGGAAGAAAUCAGUGAAUAUGAAGCAUCUGAAGAAGAACCAGAAGACGAAAGUGCUCUUUCUGAGGAAGAUGAAUAUUCUGACGAGCAGUUCAGCGACGAAGGUAGCGAAGUUGAAAGUGCAGACGGCGAAAGUGAAGAGGGCGAAGACUGGGAUGAACUAGAGCAAAAGGCAGCUAAGGCCGACAGAGCAAGUACAUACAAAGAAUAA